AUGGAAAGUUUAAAACAAGAAUCUUCUUUAUUGCCACCAGAAGCAUCAUCUUCAUGUGCAGCAUCUUCGACGUCAACAUCAACAGUGUUAUCGUCAAUUUCAUCACCCAGACGAAAAAUCGGCAACCCUAAAAAAAGGACAACUGGUAAUCUUAUGGAAUUAAUAUCAAAAUCUUCUGCAUAUAAAAGUGAUCCACCAACCAUAAUUUUACCAGAUUUUUUUUAUUUGGGUGACUCAAAAACUGCUUGUUGGUUACCACAUUUUGUCAAUUGGAAUAUCACACAUGUCAUCAAUUUAUCAGGUUGUUCAAAUUUUUGGGAAACUAAAGAUAAGAUUGACUAUGAAAUCUCAAAUCUUGAAUUUGAUGACGAAAUGACUAAUGAUUUAGAUGAAUUUAAGGAAGAAGUUGUUGGCAAAGAUAUUAAUAAUAAACCACUUUUUUUUAUUCCUAAAUUUGCACAAAACAAUCAAGUAGGUAACAAUAAAGUUACUCACGACAAAUCAUCACCGUCAUCAUCACUGUCAACAAAAAAAAUAUAUCAAAACUUCGAUCCUCCUAAAUAUUUAAAAAUCGACAUUUUAGAUGAUCCAAAAUCAAAUAUAUCGAAAUACUUUAAUCAAUGUAUUGAAUUUAUCGAGAAAGCAAAAGAAUCAAAUGGCCGUGUUUAUGUUCAUUGUUAUGCUGGUAUUAGUAGAUCAACAACAGUGGUGAUUGCUUAUUUGAUGUAUUCAUGUAGAUUUUCAUUAAAAAAAGCUUUGAAUUUAGUUAGGGAAAAACAUAAAAUUGUUAGACCAAAUUCAGGAUUCAUUAGACAAUUAGAAAAAUUUGAAAAGGAGAUUUCAUUAAAAGAUUAA
Messenger RNA from Entrophospora candida, 855 nucleotides. The record is from the annotation of a GenBank genome assembly. NCBI's taxonomy places the organism in Eukaryota, Fungi, Glomeromycota, Glomeromycetes, Entrophosporales, Entrophosporaceae.